AUGACGACCGAGAGCAAGAUCCAGUCUGGUGACCUGAUCACAAUCCGUACCAAUGAUCCGGUCAAUCAUUCUCUGCCAUCGGUCAAAUUGCUGCAGCUUCAGUGGACUUUACUUCGUGUGUUUGCCAUGAGUGGCGUUGCCGGGGCCUCCGACAAAGACCUCGACCCGUUUGCAGGCAUGGGGACUGGUUGGAUCACUGGGGUGGGUGGCUUGGUCAUUCUCGCGGAUAUGAAGAGACAUCCGACGACGAGAGCGGAGACGAAGAGACAGUCGACAACGAGAAGGGGGAGGAGAAAAUCUAUACAAUACACCCCCAACAACCAGGAUUCGCUGAUGAUCACCCUAGCCGACCUAAACAAAUAUCGGUAA
This is a messenger RNA of Aspergillus terreus NIH2624, 369 nucleotides long. RefSeq names its product TRIC cation channel family protein. Bases 1 to 369 code for a protein of 122 amino acids. The transcript is spliced from 2 exons. The record is from RefSeq and is a predicted model, not a curated record. Lineage: Eukaryota; Fungi; Ascomycota; Eurotiomycetes; Eurotiales; Aspergillaceae.